Messenger RNA from Adineta steineri, 543 nucleotides. The record is from the annotation of a GenBank genome assembly. NCBI's taxonomy places the organism in Eukaryota, Metazoa, Rotifera, Eurotatoria, Adinetida, Adinetidae.
AUGUAUUACUUCAUUCUUUUGUACACCAUAAUUAGUCAUAUAGCGGGAGUUUUAAGUGAUACUCGAUUAGCUGGUCUGGUUGUUGAUCCAAAUUUUGCAUGGAAAAAACAAACAGUUACUAUUUCUUUCUUGAACGGAAAUGAAAAAGAACGUUUAGAAUUUCGAAAACUUUAUUUCCAGUGGUUCGCGUGCACCCAUAUACAUUUUGUUGAAAUAGCUCUCAGUCAAGGUGCUGAUAUUCGUGUCGGAUUUGCACUAGAUAAAGGCCGGAUUAAUCUGACAUCUGGAAAAAUAUAUUGUGAUUUUCAAAGAACUCGUGAUCCAUCCAUGGUUGUUGCUUCUAUCUCGAAACGACUAGUAUUACAUGAAGGUGGCCACUCUCUUUCAGCAAAGCAUGAACAUGGACAUUCUUUGUCAAAUAUUAGUUGGCAUCCAGAUUUCAUUAGUGGAAAUAUGUUUCCGUCGAUGACAAUUGAAUAUAUACAAAAUAAUUUCCUUCAAACAUUUCCUUUAAAUCAAAGUUUAGGUCCAUUUGAUAGGUAA